Messenger RNA from Marasmius oreades (fairy-ring Marasmius), 717 nucleotides. RefSeq lists its product as uncharacterized. The transcript has 2 exons. Lineage: Eukaryota; Fungi; Basidiomycota; Agaricomycetes; Agaricales; Marasmiaceae. The coding region runs from base 1 to 717 and encodes 238 amino acids. The record is from RefSeq and is a predicted model, not a curated record.
AUGAAGAACUUCUCUCCUGUCUUCGUUGCUUUGACUAUCGCAGUUGCAACUUCCGCGGCAGUGCUGCCUCCCCAGAGCGCGACUUCCAAAAGCCUAAGCGUUACCCAGUCCGCGAAUUCUACCACCUCUAUUGCCGCUAGCACGCAACCGACAGACAUCACCACGACUGUCACUGGAAUCACUACCGGUACUGACACUACCAGCCCUGGCACCGAGACUGGUACGGAGGCCACCACCAUCAGCACCGAAACCGGUACCACCGAGACGUGGUCGUCGAGCACUGAAUCUGGUACUGGUAACCAAACCACCGGCACCGGGACUGCCACUAGGACUGGAACUAAAACUGGUUCCACCACUGGCACUGAACCUACCAGCACCGAGACUGCCACUGGGACUGGAACCGAAACUGGUUCCACCACUGGCACUGAACCCACCAGCACCGGCACUGGGACCGGGACCGAAACUGGCACUGAAACUGGCACUGAAACCGGGACAGGCGGUGGUACGGAACCCACAAGCACCGAAACUGGCAACACUGGCACUGGCACUGGUACAGAGCCUACCAGCACGGGUACGGGUACUGAAUCUUCCUCGCUCCCAACCAGCCGCCCACCUCACAGCAGACCCCCUUGGCACCGACCCACCGGUUAUCCUGGAGGCCACGGUGGACCGUGGGGAUGGGGUUAUGGACGUGGCGCAGAAGGCGACGAGAACUAA